CGGGGGGCUCCGGGGGGCGUGCGCCCCCAGCCGGCUGCGCUCGCGGAUGCCUCCCGGCGGCGGCGGGCCCAUGAAAGACUGCGAGUACAGUCAGAUCAGCACCCACAGCUCCUCCCCCAUGGAGUCGCCCCACAAGAAGAAGAAAAUCGCGGCCCGGAGGAAAUGGGAGGUUUUCCCGGGCAGAAACAAGUUCUUCUGCAACGGCAGGAUCAUGAUGGCCCGGCAGACGGGCGUCUUCUACCUGACUCUCGUCCUCAUUCUGGUCACUAGCGGACUCUUCUUCGCCUUCGACUGCCCGUAUCUGGCAGUGAAAAUCACCCCCGCCAUCCCUGUGGUUGGUGGCAUUCUCUUCUUCUUCGUGAUGGGGACCCUGCUUCGCACCAGCUUCAGUGACCCAGGAGUCCUUCCGAGAGCCACGCCCGAUGAAGCCGCUGACCUGGAGAGACAAAUAGGUAACCCCGAAGAUAUCGCAAAUGGCACCAGUUCAGGGGGGUACCGCCCACCUCCCAGAACCAAAGAAGUCAUCAUCAAUGGCCAGACUGUGAAACUUAAAUAUUGUUUCACCUGCAAGAUUUUCCGGCCCCCUCGUGCCUCUCAUUGUAGCCUUUGCGAUAACUGCGUAGAACGGUUUGAUCACCACUGUCCCUGGGUAGGCAACUGUGUGGGCAAAAGAAACUACAGAUUUUUUUAUAUGUUUAUUUUAUCUCUGUCUUUUCUGACAGUCUUUAUAUUUGCAUUCGUUAUCACCCACGUCAUUCUUCGUUCACAACAGACAGGAUUCCUCAAUGCUCUUAAGGACAGUCCUGCAAGUGUGCUGGAGGCUGUGGUGUGCUUCUUCUCCGUCUGGUCUAUAGUCGGCCUGUCGGGCUUCCACACGUACCUGAUCAGCUCCAACCAGACCACCAAUGAAGAUAUUAAAGGAUCUUGGUCAAAUAAAAGAGGCAAAGAGAAUUACAAUCCCUACAGCUACGGGAAUAUCUUUACAAAUUGCUGUGUUGCCCUGUGUGGGCCCAUCUCUCCAAGCCUCAUCGACAGAAGAGGCUACAUCCAGCCUGACACACCGCAGCCGGCCACACCGUCCAAUGGAAUUGCUGCGUACGGGGCCACACAGUCACAGAGCGACAUGUGCGACCAAGACCAGUGCAUUCAGAGCACCAAAUUCGUUUUGCAGGCCGCGGCCACGCCCCUGCUGCAGAGCGAGCCCAGCCUCACCAGCGACGAGCUGCACCUGCCCGGGAAGCCGGGCCUGGGCACGCCCUGUGCCAGCCUGACGCUCGGGCAGCCCACGCCGCCCUCCUCCAUGCCCAACCUCACCGCCGAGGCCGCGCUCACAGACAUACUGCCUCUGAAAGAGGAGCACGUGGGCCACCAGUUCCUGACCCCCGAGGAAGCGCCCUCGCCACCCAGGCUGCUGGCGGGCAGCCCCCUGGCCCACAGCCGCACCAUGCACGUGCUGGGGCUGGCCAGCCAGGACUCUCUGCACGAGGACUCGGUGCGCGGCCUGGUGAAGCUCAGCUCCGUGUGACCGCGGCCCCCGGGGGGUGGGGGGUGCAGACAGCGGGAGCCUUCCCAUGACCCAGCUCCGUGGUGGCGAGGACGAACUCCUGGUCCUGGGGCGUGAAAACCGCUCGGAGAGUGGAGGCUGCUCCUGGGACAGCAGAGGAGGGUGGGGCCCACAUGCCUGCAGCUUGCAGGCAGGUGCAUCUUCCUUCCCCACCCCGACGGCUGCGAGCACCGGGGAAACAGAGAAGUGGCUGUUCCCAGGCCCCUGGCAUCCGAGGGGCGGACCCAGGGAGAGAGGAGCCUGCGGGCUGCAGCCAGUCGGGGAGGAAAGGACAGUUUUCUGCUGGAGGUUCCUUGGUCCGCUCGCUGCUCUCGGGACAGACACGCGGGAAGGAUGAGGACAGCUGUGGCCAGACCGAAAUUGCACUUACGUGUUAUGCUACUACUAUUUGAGAUAGACAUGCCAUUCCAUUUGUUAAUUUAAAAAACAAAAACCUCAAGGGGAAAAAAAAAAAAGACCAGAUCUGGAUUUGCAUGCCACGCUACAUCUGUUUACAGUGGUGUUGGUAUUCAAAAGGAAGUGCUGCUUGCUUGCUUUCUUUCUUUCUUCUAAUUUGGUGAAUUUUCAAGUGCUGUUUUAUGGGACGACCAUGCAACACGCCGAGGCUAAUGGACAAUGCCAUCACUCGCCAGCUUAUCCAGCUUAACUUAGACAGGCGUAGGUGGCGCCCGGGCUGCAGAGGGCUGCUGGGGUUGUAGCCUAUCAGUUCACCUUCUGUUUAGUAGUUAGACGAGCUAUUGUGUUGUACCACGCCUGCCACAGUCUCCACCUCCUUGUGUGACCAAACUUCCUGUGGACAGCCAAUAAAAUGACGUCCUCUGUUAUUUUGGAUCUGCGUACGGUUAUCCUUAACAGCUCGACAACACAGUCAUCUGGAUGGCCUGUUGGAGAGUUGGGUUUUAUUAAAGUAUCCCUAGGGAGGAAUGGUCCCCAAGCAGCCAAAAGUAAAAUCUUUGAAUGGGGGAGCAGGUGUUUUCGGGGCGAUUUCUCAGGCAAGAGGGUAGCUUUCUGACAGUGGGGUUUUCUCUCUUUUUUCUUUGAUCAUCUCUUUCUAACACAGUCUUAGCAGAAUUUGCUCCAUGUGGACAGAUUGGCAGCAGCAGUCCAUCUACAGGAGAGGGGAGAGGGCACGCAGGAUAAGGGGCCACGGUGGGGCCAUCUUCUGUGUCAUGUUCUUGUGUCGCCAGGGCUCAGGAAGGGCAGUGUGAGGUCCUCCUCGGAUAUCAGAAAAUGAGGAGGGGAAACCAGCUUAAAGUUUGGGCCCCGUUCAUCAUCAUUCUUACCCAGGCACGAAACAGAAUGGAAUUAAGAAAAUUACCACUCCGUUCAGUUCAUUUAUCAUCUAGAAGGGAGCUGGCUCUGUAUUUAGGGAAUAAGUCACUUCAGAGGCAGCUGCAGGGACUCAGCAGGCUCUGUCCUUGCUUCUUUCCAGAUGAUAAAUUCAACAGCCAAAUCGACUCAAGUUCAAAAUCAAGCUGGGGCUUCUCACAACCGUUGAGAAACACAAGACGCCCCAACGCUUUGCAUUCAUGGAAAAAGGCUGUUUCUCCUGAGAAAGAGUUGCCAUUUUAUAGAAAAGAAAAGGAAAGGCGAAAAGAAAAAAAGAAAAGCACAAUUUAAAGUCUUAUUUGGAAGAAAGCCAGUUCUUUGUUGGUGGAGAAAUCUUUUGUGCUGAAAAUAACCACAGAAUUCUUGCACAGUGGUAUCUUUGAAACAUCUUUACCUUUAAUAUUGUACAUACAAAUAGAAAACAGGCAAAGUAAAUUAUAUGUAGCCAUUGUUGGUCUCCUGGACCUCCUAAUGCCUUGAACUCACUUGGAAUUUCUAGUAAGGGGAACAGAGCUCUUCCUUACACAGCCAGACACACUCAGGCUCACGGUCAUCAAUGCACAGGGAUUUUCCCUGCACGCACUGCCUGUGAACAAAAAGCAACAGCCCUGAGACGUGCCUUCCAUAACUUCCCUAACCUUCUGCUUUCUGCCUCCUUCCAUCUACUGCCUGGAGACCUUGGGGGAGCCCUGGUCGUGAGGAGAGAGAAGGAUGGGUCAGUUCUCACUCCUAUAUCUAUGUGACUACAUCCAUUCCCAGCUUCUUCAUCUGGAAGUUGAAAGCGAUGGGCUUUUGAGUCUUUUUGUGUCUAACAUCAUCUAAUUCAGUAGUUGUUCAUUUCCCACAUCUGGUCCUUUUUUCCUACCUCCUUAUGAAAAAAAUCCAAGGGAUCUUUCAUUUUUAUCUAAUAAUCAAAAUUUACAUAAUAUUUAUUACCAAUCCUCCACCCCGCCCUCAACUCUGUCUCCCUUCCAGCUUAUCAUUUACCAAAAAGGGGAUUGGGAAUUUCGGUGAAACAAAUCAAGGCUAUUCAGGGUUUAAGAGGGAGAUUAACUUGAAUGAGCCAAUUUGCUAAAACAAUUAACUUCUUAAAACCCCAAACCAGAGAGAUACUCACAGCCCUUUACUCUGUGGCUUAGAAAAGAAGGGAAAGUCUGUGCAGUGAAGGACUAUGAUCCUAGGAACUCCCUCCUGCCCCUGGGGUGUCCACAUGAUCUCAGGAAAGUGACUUCUGGCAAUAGGCCUGCGUUUCCCAUUCACUGAUAAAUAUAUAUAUUUUAAAAUGUUGAGUGGUUCCAUCAAGCUGUGGCUGAGUAGACCUUGAUCUUUCUAAAUUCUGUCAGUGUGUUAUGGAUUGAUUGCAUGCUGGCUAUAAAAAUAGGAUAAAUAUUUUACCAUGCUAUUAAAGUUUGGACCAUUAUCAAACAUAUGCACACACAUACACACUCAUUUUGUUGUUUAAAAAUUCAUCCGCUUUCAUCCUCGCAGGAGUGCUCCGGGGACUGCAGGCACUCAGAGGCUGAAUUUAGCCUGAAUGUCCUGGUCCUCAGAAGGAUGUUGGUUGGAGCAACUAGGGUGACCGAUAGCCUGCAUCAGAAAGGGCAGGAUGACAUGUCAUUCUGUGCCUGGGGAAAAUUGGCCCAGCAUUUGUACUGUGCCCAUUUGAAAAAAUGCUCAUUCCAGCUUUCACAUGUAAUUAUUUCAGCCUGUAAGAAUGAUGCCAUAACCCCACCCUGGGCCAGCAAAAUGCCAAAUACCUCUUCUGGUCCAGAAUAGCACAAAGGAAGAGCCUUUCACUCAGCACCACCUCCUCCAGGUGCACUAUAGACUUCCCCUAUUGUUUAGGAUUAUUGACUGGAAUUCAAGAUGAAAAGCAAACCCCAUUUGAUGAGCCAUGCGUCUACUGGACCUGAAUGGGUUUUCAAAAACACCCUAGCUUUUUACGGCCCUGGGCCUCGGCCUUCUCAUCUGAUUCAACAGCAAGGAAAAUGAAUUUGCCACAAUUGACAGUAAGUGUCCCUGGCACUGGAGCCUGUAAUAGCAUCUCCAGGGAAAUGCUGGAAUUCAAGCCAGUCAGGGACCUCCAUCAGUGGGGACAGAGGCUUCUGAAGGUCACAGCCUGAUGGGCUUCUCUGCAGGUGUCUAGCCUCCUGCUCCCCAAGGAGGGGGGCUGUAACGUGGAUGCCCCCUUCCUGAGCUCUGCCCACAAUCAUCCAGUGCUUUUCCACCUUGGCUUGUGGUUUUGUGUUUGCUAGAAGGUAUCAGGAAUUCACGUUCAUUGUUCAAGGAAAGUUUCUAAAGUCAGUUGUCUUUCAUUCAUGCCCAUGAAUACUGCCUCGCCCGUUUAGUUGAUCAUCCAAGAAAAAAAAAAUAAAGGGAACAAAUAUCAAAUAUACUUUUCUGAUUAAUGCCUUAAACAGUUUGGAAGCUGAGCCUCAAUCAAA
Canis lupus familiaris (dog) is the source of this 5337-nucleotide messenger RNA. RefSeq names its product zinc finger DHHC-type palmitoyltransferase 14 (gene ZDHHC14). Gene Ontology annotation, biological process: protein targeting to membrane; peptidyl-L-cysteine S-palmitoylation. The transcript is spliced from 9 exons. Gene Ontology annotation, molecular function: protein-cysteine S-palmitoyltransferase activity. Gene Ontology annotation, cellular component: Golgi apparatus; endoplasmic reticulum. The record is from RefSeq and is a predicted model, not a curated record. The coding region runs from base 47 to 1525 and encodes 492 amino acids. NCBI's taxonomy places the organism in Eukaryota, Metazoa, Chordata, Mammalia, Carnivora, Canidae.